AUGGCGGACGCAGCCCGUGACGGGCAGACAGCCCUGGCGCUCCGCCUCGCCAAGCUCCUCGCGCCGUUGGGCGACGCCAACGACGCAACCGCGAUCGAGCGCAACGUCGCGUUCUCUCCGCUCUCCGUCCACGCCGCGCUGGCCCUGGUGGCCGCGGGCGCGCGCGGCGCCACGCAGGCCGAGCUGCUCAGCUUCCUCGGGGCGCCGUCGGCUAGCCAGCUCGCCGCUUUCGGGCGCCGCGUCGCCGACAGCCUCCUCGACGACGACCGCGCCGACACCGGCGGGCCGCGCGUGCUCUUCGGCGGCGGCGUCUGGGUUGGCGACCAUUGCGGCGCGCUCGACAAGGUGUUCCGGGACGUGGCCGCCCAUUCCUACAAGUCCGAGGCGCGCACCGUGAGCUUCGCCACCGAGCCGGAGGAAGCUGUGAAGACGAUCAACGAGCAUGUGAGGAAAGCCACCAACAACCUCAUCACCUCUAUCAUCUCACCUACGGAUGUCGGCGCUGAGACCGAUCUGGUGCUCGCCAACGCCGUCUACUUCAAGGGAGCGUGGCUCAACCAGUUCGGCUCUUACACGAGCCCGGGCACGUUCCACCGGCUCGACGGCAGUCCUGUCGAGGCGCAGUUCAUGCCCAUGUACUUCGGCCAUUAUGCCUCCUGCAUGGACGGGUUCAAGGUCCUCAGGCUCCCCUACAGGCCUAACCUUCCUGCCGACGUCUGGGAGAACAAGUUAGAGUUCAAACGGAAGUUUCCGACGAUGCCUCUGAGUUUCCAAGGAUACGCGUCGGACAGGCCACUGUAUCUUCCUGCGAAUGUUCAAGACACUGACAUAAAUAAGGCUCCAGAUGCCGAUGCCAUGCAGUUCUCCAUGUUCAUCUUCCUCCCGGACGAGCGUGGCGGGUUUGCCGCCAUGGUGGACACGAUCACCGCGGCGCCAGGUCACCUCUACAGCAUCCUGCCCAGGACGACGCCCGAUCUCGUCAUCCUCAAGAUGCCCAAGUUUGAGAUAAGCUUCGACUGGGACCUCGAAAGCGACCUCCGCCGGCUGGGCCUAUCGCUGCCCUUUUCGCCGGAGGCCGCCGACUUGCGUGGCAUGUUCGAUAAGAACGACGGCAGGGGCACGGCGUUCCUGACCAAGGUUGUCCACAGGGCGGUGGUCAAGGUGAACGAGCAAGGAACGGAGGCAGGCGCGAGCACGGCUGGCAUGCGUGGUGGCGGCCUGCCGCCCAGGGUUGUGGAGUUCGUCGCCGAUCAUCCGUUCACGUUCCUCAUCAUGGAGGAACGGUCCGGUGUCAUCGUCUUCGCUGGCCACGUCCUUGAUCCCACCAAGUGA
This is a messenger RNA of Triticum dicoccoides, 1332 nucleotides long. RefSeq names its product serpin-ZXA-like. Gene Ontology annotation, molecular function: serine-type endopeptidase inhibitor activity. The transcript is spliced from 3 exons. The coding region runs from base 1 to 1332 and encodes 443 amino acids. Lineage: Eukaryota; Viridiplantae; Streptophyta; Magnoliopsida; Poales; Poaceae. The record is from RefSeq and is a predicted model, not a curated record.